Messenger RNA from Arthroderma uncinatum, 3318 nucleotides. RefSeq lists its product as uncharacterized. Gene Ontology annotation, molecular function: ubiquitin conjugating enzyme binding; ubiquitin protein ligase activity. Gene Ontology annotation, biological process: protein polyubiquitination; ubiquitin-dependent protein catabolic process; positive regulation of proteasomal ubiquitin-dependent protein catabolic process. The record is from RefSeq and is a predicted model, not a curated record. The transcript has a single exon. Lineage: Eukaryota; Fungi; Ascomycota; Eurotiomycetes; Onygenales; Arthrodermataceae. Gene Ontology annotation, cellular component: cytoplasm; ubiquitin ligase complex. The coding region runs from base 1 to 3318 and encodes 1105 amino acids.
AUGGAGCACGACCUCCUCAUACUCAUCGAUGCGACGGCGUCGAUGGGUCAAUAUCUCACAUCCCUGAACACCUCCAUUCCCCAGAUUAUCUCCAUCUCUGCCCUUACAGGAUGCUUCUCACGAGUCGGACUCCUGGCAUACCGCGAUUACUGCGACGCCCAGCUGCUUGAAUGGUCCGGAUGGCGCGAGGAAUCCAAGGGCGCCGGUACGGAUCAGCCCGACCUUCUCGCUCUGGCAAAGUCGUUAGAGCCAUGCGGAGGUGGUGAUGCACCAGAGGCUGCGAAGACGGGCCUUGCUAAGGCGUACGAGAUGAUGCGUCCAGAGGCGAAGACCACCAUCUUGUUCUAUACAGAUGCCCCCCCUCACCUUGGAGUGGCGGAUAGACAGACCAAGGAUCGCGGUCACGUCUCCAACGGUAUAUUGGAGAAAAGAGCACUAUCAGAACCGUCGUCGUAUGGUGGUUUUGGUCCAAACUUCGUGGACUGGGUUUCAGCCUGCAAUUUCCUCCGCAAGGGCGAGAAAGCUGUGCAGGUGUUUUGUCUGCUUGCCUCUUCGAUGAGCUGGAUAAGCUGUGGUCAUUACAUUUAUCUAUCUACCAUGACCGGUGGUGCAUGCAUGAUUCUCGAAAACUCGAAGCCUACAACCAUCUCCAGGGUGACGAUUGAUCUGCUACUCUCGUGGAUGGGGGUCGAAUCCACGAACAAUGCAUCCGACAAGGGCAGUGCAGACGAGUCACUGGCAACAUUGGGUCGUUACAAGUCCAUUGAUAACAUUAAGAAGCUCCAAGACGAGCGCGAUCCGAACGCUGGGCGUUAUUUCCUCACACCUUCGGUCCACUCUAAUAGAGUACCUAUCCAUGAGAAUGUUGCAAAGGCACCAAUGACCCCGGAUAUAUCGAAGAAGUUUCUCCCAAAGAAAGAUGUCCCGGUUACAAACUUUGCAACGGCCUGGUCCACCGACCUCGCCUACCGAGCCCUGGCCCUCAAACACCUAAAGAAGAUUAUAGAAUUCGAUGUCAGGGCGAUAUCGGUCAACCCCGUCUUUGGGAGUCUCUGGAGGACAAUCUGCAGUGAUAGAACCUGUGAUUCACGGCAGGAGCUUCUUGAUGCGUUCAGCUCGGAGGUGAGCAGGGUGGAGAACGCAGAAGAUAGGGAGGCUCUGAAAACCUGGUUGGAAGGCUCCUAUGAUUAUACUGCAGAGGUUCUUGAGCUCAUCGACCGUGUUCCAAGCGAAGAGAGGUUCCCAUGUGUUUUCCUCGAUCCAACACUUGACUUUACCCCAGCAAGAGCAGAAACCGAGGAUGAGUCCGGGAAACCUAUCACAGCUCUCACCAGGGCCGAUUUACUGGAGAUUGGCAGAUCGUGUGACCCUUCGAUCCUCCGACGGCUUGGGCGGAUCCUUACUCAACUGACUUAUGUCGAAACUGAGGCUGACUUGCCUGAGCAUAUUGCAAAUUCCACUCAGGACCAGGUUCCCCAGAUCCCCAUGGCACUAGCUAGCAAGGAGCAUAACCGUCAAUUCUGGAGAAUCCUCUUGCAUCUUAUUGUCCCGGGGACAAUGCUGGCAUCUCGCCCUGCAGCCCUUCUUGCGGCCUUGAGCUUGCAUCUUGGAAUCACGCCCCUCACGCAGGUAGCAGAGCGUGAAGCACUUGGCUUUAGAAACAAGUGGAAUGACCCCGAGACCCCGGAGACCUGGGCUAUCCCAUGCCUGAAUCUGCUGCUCAACGCAGACAAGGCGUAUACCGAGCGACAGGCACAACUUAAAGCAUCAUCUGAAAUUUCCGACGUCUCCAGCAAGAAACCAGCAACCUUGUUGAAACCAAGUGAUAGAGAGCUCUUCGAACAGCUAAUUGCAUAUAGAAUGCUAGAGGUUAACCUUCAGAGCACUCUGACCGCAAGGAUCGGUUGGACCCCUGAAAAGACCAUGGCGCCUAUGGGGCCAACGGUCGCUUGUCGAUCUUGCAAAUACCCAAGGUCAGUCAGUGUCAUGGACCGUAACAGCAAAUGUGGUCUAUGCGUCUUCUCCUCACAGAAUGAAGGCUAUCAGAAAAUCAUAGACAUUGGGGUUUCAAAGGAAGAUGGUCCGGAAACACUGGCGACCUGGGUGGAAUGCUGCGUGCAAACCUGUAGAGCACAGUACGUGGUAUAUGACGUCGACUCUCUACGAGUGAGAGCGAAAUGCCAUUACUGUAGAGCGAAAGGUGCAUCCGUACCUGCUACGCAUAACAAGCACCCUGACGCUCCCUGGAUUGAAUGCCAGCAGUGCUUGAACCGAUUUAUCUGGCCUGUCGAAUAUCGUCCUCCUUCUCUUUCCGCCUCCAAAUUCAUCUGCACUCCCUGCACCUCUGGGCGGGAAACAGUGGUCGACGUCGAAACCACGGCCAAGAAGAUCUCAGCUGAAAAUUCUUAUGCAUGGCUGGUCUCCGAUAGUCAGAAGCCGGAUACCUGCCCUUUCACUGGCCGCUCAUUAUACCAUACUAUAUCCACCAUUGGAACUGAAAAUUUUAUGUCCCGGAUGAAACUCUUCCCACCAACAAAGGAGAUACUGACCAUAAAGGGGAAGACUAUACAAAAUACCCCCGCGCUGAUUUCAACGCUCCAGGACCUGAUUUCACGCCGUCAAACUAUCAAAGCACACUGCUCCCUAUGUUUUUCAACUUUCCGCCCUGACGCACUGAACCCUGCCUGUGGACGCAGAGGUUGUCUACAGCGUGUCUGCCGUGACUGCCUCUCAGGAUGGUACGGACUAAAUUCGGCAGGCCGAAUCUUAAACGUCGGUGCACUAUCCUGUCCAUUCUGUCGAAGGUUCCCAUCUGCCAAAACUCUAGCGAAUUAUGCAAUGGGUGUCCAGGCGGUUGCCAACCUGGCAGUGGCGGUCGCAGAAAGAGGAACCUGGAUAUACGCGUGGUGUAUUAUCUGUUCAUCUGCAAAACAGCUAAUGGAACGAGUAUGUGCUCAGGGAGCACCCCCUGAAGUUUCCGGCUGGGUAUGUAGGGAGUGUGUGCAACGACAGGAGGAGAUUGAACUUGCGCGAAUCGCUGAGAUUGAAGACGCUGAAUACGCCGCAGCAAUGCAAGAAGCUCUCCUAGCCAAGAGGCUAAGUAAGAUAAAGCCCUGCCCAGGGUGUGGAGUGAUGACGGAGAAAAUUGAAGGCUGUGCACAUAUUACAUGUCCAGUGAAGAAAUGUAAACUGGAAUGGUGUUAUUUCUGCGGUCGUCACUUUCCAGGUAUGGAUAUAUAUGAACACAUGAAUAACGAGCAUGGCGGGAUAUAUGACGCCGAAGACGAAGGAUUCGUGGAGGUUUAUGAUAAUGAAUAA